This is a messenger RNA of Gongylonema pulchrum, 297 nucleotides long. The record is from the annotation of a GenBank genome assembly. Lineage: Eukaryota; Metazoa; Nematoda; Chromadorea; Rhabditida; Gongylonematidae.
AUGUUUGUCGGCACUGAUCCAUGCCCACAAAGCAAUGGCCGUAGCCUGCUUUCGUGCGCUGCCCAGGACUCCGACCACACAGCAUGUUGUCGCGCAAGUGGAGUACAGCUCACUGCCGCUGGCAAUAAAUGUCUCGGUUUCUGUCAAAUGUCUCCCGGAUCCGAAUUCCAGGUAAACAGCGUUAUUUCAACAUUCACGCAUACCAGUGCAGUUCAACUGAAGCAUAACUGUACCCCAGUGGGUAAGCGAGGCCUCAUCAGAGGCCACAGAAUGCCUAGCUCAGUAGCAAAAUGCUGA